Paramecium sonneborni is the source of this 1511-nucleotide messenger RNA. The record is from the annotation of a GenBank genome assembly. NCBI's taxonomy places the organism in Eukaryota, Ciliophora, Oligohymenophorea, Peniculida, Parameciidae.
AUGGCAUAAAAAGAAUAAAUUGAAUUCGAUAAAAAUUCAAUUGAUGAUGAAACAAAUUUUGUUCUUGAUAAAUUUGCAGAAGGCUAUCGUUUAAUAGAAAUUAAAGGAGUUGUUAAAAAUUAUAUAGAAGCUCGAUAUUAAUAAACAUUUAUUGCUAUUAACAAUAAUGACUAUAAAGUUUCUUAUUAUAUCUACAAACAAUUAGAAAAAGUCUUAAUAAAAGCUUUAAAGAAUUUUAAUUAAGACCCUGAUUUACUAACAGAAUAUUCUAAAGUUAUGGUACAAUUCUAAUUUAUAAUAGCUUUAUUUAUUAGAUAACAAUUAAACAGUUUCAUCAAACGAAAAAUUCAUGAUUCUAAAGUUACCAACAGAAGUUCAAGUUUACCCAAAAGUAGAAGAUAUCGAUUUCUAUUACUAUUUACUAAAGUAUGUUAUAUAAACAUUGAAUAAUAUUGGAGUUAUAUUGAUGAGAAGAAAAAAAAUUAGAAAUGCUGAAAUUUAUUUGAUGAGAGCAUUAGCAGCAAGAAGUUAUGUGUUAGAGACUCAUGUUUCUUAAUUUUAGAUGGGAGUAUUAUUAGAAAAUUUAGCUUUUGUUUUUUUGAAUAAAGAAGAUAAGUAAGAUGCUUAACAAUUUAUGACGAAAGCAUUAUUCCUAUUUGAAUAAUUAUCAUAACCAUAAUAUGAAAAUGUUGAAGUGUGCAUAAAUUAUAAAUUUAUGUUAAAUUUGGUUGAGUAAUUUAUUUUUACAUUAUUUAUAGAAUCCUUUAUAAUCAGAAUGAAGAUUAAUUAUUAUAAUAGCCAAGAGAAAUUUAGAAGGAAAAAAUGGUGCAUUUACUUGCUAUAACAUAUAAUUAUUAUGGAGAAGUGUUUUAGUCAUUAAAUUUAAAAGAUCAAUAAAAAUUUUGUACAGAAUAAUUUUAAUACCUAUGCAAUUUAAUGUAAAAGUGGAAUCCAAGAAUUGCAGUUAAAUAAAAAAGAAUGGAGAAUAUUUAACCUUAAAAUAAAUCUGAAGUAGAUAAAUAGGUAGUUGAAAUAGCUAAACAUAAAAUUAAUUAGAAUUAAGUCAAAGUAGAUUAAGUGGAUAUUAAAAAAAAUAAAGUAAAUAAUGAUUGUUUAUAAAAAGAAAAACAACAACUUCCUUCUUCAUAAAAUUAGGUACUUUUUUAAAACUACAUGUAAUUUAUUUUGUCUAUAUGAGUUAAAUUCGAACUUAAAGAUUUAAAGUUAUAAUUUUAUAAUUAGAAUUUUUUAUUUAGAUAAUAAUCUUUUCUAAACCUCUAAAUCUUGAAAAAAGUUUGUAUAUAGUUGAAAAUGAUUUAACUGAAUAUCAAAAAAAAUAUUAUCCUGAUUCAUUAAAAUCAACAGAGUCAUUAUAUGAAUUUUUCAAGAUGUAAAAUUAACUUCUUAUUUUAAGCUUGAUUAAAUUACUUUUCUUUUAAGAUAAUUAGCUUCACAUUAAAGAAAUAAGGCAUUUCUAAUCUAUCUAAGAAUUUAAUAAAUAAUUAAUUUGA